This is a messenger RNA of Brassica napus (rape), 1462 nucleotides long. RefSeq lists its product as uncharacterized. Lineage: Eukaryota; Viridiplantae; Streptophyta; Magnoliopsida; Brassicales; Brassicaceae. The transcript has 6 exons. The record is from RefSeq and is a predicted model, not a curated record. Bases 211 to 1293 code for a protein of 360 amino acids.
AUCUUUUUUAACCCCAAAAUUGUGAAGCCGCCCAAUUAUUCACCAAAAUUUUUAGUCUCCGCCAUAAAUCUUUUCCCAAAUCUCGGACAAGAUAUUUUCUUUCUAAAGUCUCUUCUUCUCCGCCAAAACUCUCUUCUUCUCCGAUAAAUACCCCCCUAAUUCCACUUCUCCUUUACGAAAAAUAACAGAGCCUCUCUCAAUAUAUCAAGUAUGCAACCACCAAGAAGAGGAGGUUUCCCCCCAAGAGCUACCGCCGGACGAGGUGGACCCAGUUUCGUGAAGAACACAAACCCUUGUGCUCCACCGGGGUUUCCACUGCGAAGCAUUGAGGAACUACUACAAGCACCUGCACGAAGAAACCAGCCGACUCUCCACCCUGAGAAGAAAGAUGGCGCUCUUUGGAUAUCAAUUGACAAUGAGGUCAAGUAUGAUAUAAAGAGGGCUUUUUCCAACGAUUUUGAAGGACCUUGGUGGAAUCUCAGUCUGGUUCCUCCAGAGCAGCAAGACAAGUGGUGGUCUGAUUUUGUGCAAAAGUAUUACUGGGAUUCAGACCACCAUAAUUUGGUGAAGGCUCUUUGGACAAAACAACUAAGGAGAAUGAUCUCAAACAACAUCAGCAAGGGAAAGACAAACAACAAAAAGCCCAACUUUGUCUCUGAUAACAACUGGAAGUUGAUGUGGCGACACUGGAACACUCCUCAGGCACUUCAUGUUAGCACCACAAACUCCAAGAACAGGAAAUCAGAGCGUGAUGGAGAUGGUAUACAUCAACACAUCUCAGGUUCCAAAUCUUAUGCCAAGAUCAAAUAUGAAAUGAUGAUGGAGUUGGGUGAGGAGCCAGCUAUCACUGACCUGGUGCGGAAGACUCAUAUGAAAAGUGACGGCACGUUUGUAGACAAGCGUGCAAAGAGGAUUAUUGAAGAAGUUGAGUCUAUUGUUGUUUCAGAACACCCCAGCACUGAUGAGACUGAUAGCCAAGGCUCCAACUCAGAAGCAUCAAUCACACCAGUUAUGAGAGAUGAGGCUUUUUACAGGGUGGUCAAACCACACAAAGGCAGGCUGUUUGGACUUGGAACAGCACAAAUGGAGAACUAUGAUCACAUUGCUCCACCUGCUGUUGUUCUUACUCGUCAAGCUCAAUUGGAGAAAGAGGUGAUCAAUCUUACUGGCAUGGUCAAGUUGAUGAGCCAGCAGCUCACUGCUCUGUGUGAAGCUAGAGGAGUGACAGCCUCUGAUGCAACUACCAACCCUUCUCCAUCUUCACCUCCUUCCACCAACGAGCCUAGAAUCUAGAUGGUGUUGCUGACUUUCUGUUAGCUUUUUUUCUGUGAAAAUUGAAGACAUAACAGUUAGAAUCUUUUUGUGUUAUGUCUGUUAGUUUUCACUUAUCAGUUUCAUGUUCUGUUUCUACUAAAUGAAUGCUUUGUUUCCAUUAUGUUUCAAGAGUUUCAGUUUAUUUUAA